Molecule: messenger RNA, 2520 nt
Organism: Pieris macdunnoughi
Lineage: Eukaryota; Metazoa; Arthropoda; Insecta; Lepidoptera; Pieridae
Source: the annotation of a GenBank genome assembly
AUGGCCAAAAAUUGCUAUAUAUGCAACAAGCAAGAUGGGGGUGUCGAGAAAACAAAAGUUAACAUAUUUGACACAAAGACUCCAAUAUCAGACAAAAAGGUAUCAGAAUUAUUAUUUGAUAUAUCGGGAAUUGUAGUGCGAGAAAAAUGCAAAGAACAAAAUAAUUUGUGUGCAAAAUGUUAUAAGAAAAUCUUGGAAUAUGAUUACCUACUGGCUAGACUAAAUGAAAUGAAAACUGAAACUACUAAUAAUAUAAAUCGUUCAGAAGACAUUCGAUUGAAAGAAGAUGAAAUAAAACUAGAGAUUCAAAGUUAUACAAUAAAAAAAGAAGCAACAUUUGAAAGGGAUUUGAAGAAAAAAGUUCCCUUAGUGGUUCCUGCAUCAAAAUUAAAACCUCUUCCUCCUGGUUUUAAUUUGAAAUUGAGCAAAUAUUUGACUAAAACAAGUCCUGUUAAAAUGGAAAAAUUAACAACUGAAGUACAAGUGCAAAAUAAAACAACACAAAAUAUAGAUUAUAAAGUACCACUUAUUCUACCUAAUCAGUUAACAACAUUGUUAAAUAAUAAACAACUUAGUUUUAAUGAUUUUGUUGUUGUCAAAGAAAAGGAUGAUGACAAUAAUGAUGAUCGCCCUAUGGAGAUUGAUGAAGAUGCAGUAAUAAUGGAAACUGAGAAUGGUAUAAUCAGUGUUGUGUCCCAUCAGAAGUUUUUGUAUGGCAAUUCUGAGUUAGCACUAGUAAUGCCUGACGGAGAUGUCUUGGAUCAACAUCAUGAUGAUGGGCAGGAUUCAAACUCUGAUCAUAUCGAAUUGCAAGUUUCGGGUGAUGAAGAAACAGCCAAGGCUAUAAUAGCUGCCACUAAUGAACAAGGUGGAACAUUUAUAAAGGUCGGAAGCGGUGAGAUGUACGAAGUGAAGUCAGUCGAAAGUAAGAUCAAUGACGUGAGCCAAUCGACGGAAGACAUUUUGAGGCUGGACGAAAAUAUGGUGGAAGUGGAUGGAGAUAAAUUCAAAUGUCUAUUUUGUGAAAGGAUCAAUAAAAAUGAGAAUGCGGAUCCAGUGACGGGCGAUGCGGAAUGGAUGAUGCUCCAUUUAAAGGCUAUUCACUCGGCUCGUUUGUACUUAUGUAAUUGUGGCGCUAUUAUUCGAAAAAGGGUGGAUUUUAGCGCACAUAUAGAACAACACGCGAAUUCGAAUAGUGUCAUAAGCCCAGAAACUGCGGAGAAACUUAGCAAACUUCAUGAAUGUGGAAUUUGUAAGAAGAAAUUCAGUUCUCGUCUCGUCCUAUCCGGUCACAUGAACUCUCACACGGGCGAGCGUCCGUACACGUGCGACAUAUGCGAUCGUUCCUUUGCAUCGCGCUAUACGCGACAAGCGCAUAUGAAGACGCAUACUGACCGCCCGCGUCCAUACAUAUGCAAUCAAUGCGGGAAAGCAUUUUUGACUCCCCACAAUCUACAACAUCAUGAAAAGAUACAUUCCGGUACUAAGGACUUCGUUUGUAAAUGUUGUGGUAAAGCAUUCGGUUCCCAACACAACCUCGAAGUACACGGCGUGAUACACACCGGAGUUAAACCGUUCGUGUGUACAGUCUGCGACAAAGGUUUUGCCCGUCGCGCUGAAGUCAAGGAUCAUAUGAGAAUACAUACAGGAGAGAGACCAUUUGAAUGCGAAACGUGUGGAGCGCGUUUCUCCCAGAGAUCGAAUCUACACUCGCAUAGAAGGGCGACCCAUCUUCAAGACAAGCGACAUGAAUGCCCACAUUGCCCCAAGCGAUUUAAACGACGACGAUUAUUAGAAUACCACAUAAAGUCCACUCACACGGGCGAGCGUCCGUUGCAGUGCACCGUGUGUGACGCUACCUUUAUAUACCCCGAACAUCACAAGAAGCAUAUGCGUAUUCAUACCGGAGAAAAACCUUUUGUAUGCGAGGUGUGCGGUAAGGGGUUCAAUUCCCGCGACAACAGAAACGUACAUCGGUUCACCCAUAGUGACCGGAAACCGUACGAAUGUGUGCUAUGCGGUGCCGGGUAUAUGAGGAAAAAUCAGCUUUACCAACAUAUGAAUAUUACGGGCCAUCUAUCGGAGUCUAUUGUUGUGAACCAACCGAGAGUCACACAGAUCGAAGAUGAGGAAUCAAAAAUCCAGUCUGUUAUCAUAAGCGGGGACGGCAAAGAUAGUAAAAUACUGGAGACGGUGUACGAAAGUGAUUUACAAGCUUUAGCCGCAGACGCAGAGAAUGUUGUGGUGACGCAAACCGCAGCUCCGAGCCAAUAUAUCUUAGCCACAGGAACUAAAACAAUGGACGAGAUACAAGAAUGUGAAACUGUGGACGAUGAUUGUACAUUUAUAUCUAUAGAAAACCUAGAACAAGCAGCUCAGAUUGACGGUACCGUCUUGGAAAAUCUCACAUCUGAUCAACUUGAACAAGCUCAUUUACUAAGCGACGGUAAUAACACGCUACGUUUAAUUCAAAUACAACUUGCUGAUGGCGGUUGUGGGUGGGUUGCGGUCAGUCAGUAG